Pestalotiopsis fici W106-1 is the source of this 1107-nucleotide messenger RNA. RefSeq lists its product as uncharacterized. The coding region runs from base 1 to 1107 and encodes 368 amino acids. The transcript has 5 exons. The record is from RefSeq and is a predicted model, not a curated record. Lineage: Eukaryota; Fungi; Ascomycota; Sordariomycetes; Amphisphaeriales; Sporocadaceae. Gene Ontology annotation, molecular function: FAD binding; D-amino-acid oxidase activity.
AUGGCACCACAGGCUACAAAUUCAGCACCUAUCGUGGUCAUAGGUGCUGGAGUGAUUGGACUGACAACGGCCUUGUCGCUGUGCCGAGCUGGCUACACCAAUGUCAAGGUUAUCGCCAAGCACAUGCCUGCAGACUUUGAGACUGAGUACACCAGCAAGUGGGCGGGGGCAGAUUGGGUCCCGUUUUCGUCUCGUGGGACAAGAGAGAUGCGCUGGGAUCUGGAGAGCUGGAAUGAGUUGAGCAAGCUCGCGAGAACCACUCCUGGCGCUGGAGUACAUUUUCAAGGCAAGACGAAAUACUACCGGAAUAAAGACCUUCAAGCGACGGAGCUAGACCUCUGGUUCAAGGAUGUGGUUCAUGAUUACAAACUGCUGGCCAAAAACGAGGUCCCAGCCUGGGCCGACUGGGCCACCUUUUAUCGGACCCUUACAAUUGACCCAAGCAUAUACCUGCACUGGCUCCAAUCCACAUGUAUCGAAUUGGGCGUCCAGUUCAAACGGGCAUCACUCGCGCAUAUCCGGGAAGCCUUUUCAAUGGUCUCCCCCGAACCGGCUCUUGUAGUAAACUGCACAAGCCUACAAGCAUCCAAACUUGGAGGGGUUGAAGACAAGUGGUUGAAGCCAAUGCUCGGGCAGCUGGUCAUCGUGGAGAAUGAUGUUGACGGCAUCUACGGGCUUUCUGGAGACGACGACAUGGACGCCUCGCUGGGGGAAUGCUGCUAUGUCAUACCUCGCCCUGGCGGGGGCGGAACCGCGAUUGGCGGUUGUAGUUAUGCUUCCUCUUCAAAAGAUCCCGACAUGAGACUGGCUGAGAGAAUGAUGAAGAGAGCCGUUUCUAUUGCGCCUGGCCUGGUGCCGAAAGGUGCCGGGAUUGAGGCUCUCCGUGUUAUCCGGCAUCAAGUCGGUUGGAGACCACACCGCGAAAAUGGCCCAAGGGUCGAACAAGAAACCAUUUCGGACCACCAGUUUGGCCAAUUGCAUGUGGUGCAUGCAUAUGGACUUGGUGGUUUUGGCUUCCAGUCGAGUUACGGUGUUGCGGCCGAGGUAGUUGAUCUUGUGGGAUCAUGCUUGAGCGCACGAGAAGAUGGAUCAUCCAGACAAAUAUGA